ACACCAACAGAUACUCCAGACACUUCGCCGGAAAGCAUGGCCGGAGUUCUAAACAUUUCACCGGCGCCAAUUUUCCGGCCAAAUUCAGUUCUGAAAAAACAGUAUAUAAACAAUAGAAGUUUAUUUGUCAAAUCAAUGACUCAAUCUUCAGAUAAUAGUGUGAGCACUAAAGAGGAACUUAAUUCGAGUUCUUCAUUUUCGGCGCCUUUGAAUUUCAAGGCGCCGAAACCUAAGCCGUUUACGCCGAGAAGUGAUAAGAUUUUGGAUAUAUUAAGUGCUUCACUUGCUUUGAUUUUUCGACUUGGUACUGGUGCUCUUGUUUCUGGGUAUUCAGCAUCUUUUGUCUCCAAAAAUGAGGUUCCAUCUGACCAGUAUGCACUUGGAAUUGCUGGCUUCAAGGUGAAGGAAAGUUCAAAUUUAGGUCCUCGACCUGAGAAGCCAAUCGAGAUAUAUGAGUUCGAAAGGUAUCUUUGCUGGCGAAGUGUUAGGGAAAUAGUUGCUGUUUUAGACCUUGACGUCCUCUUUUAUCCUUGCCCAAGAAAUGGUCCAAAUUUCCGUCCCAAGGUUGGUCAGAUGGGUGGAAAGCAGCUGUUCCCCUAUAUGGUUGAUCCAAACACUGGAGUUGCUAUGUAUGAAUCAGAUGCGAUUAUUAAGUACUUGGUUGGAAAAUAUGGUGAUGGAAAUGUCCCACUUAUGUUGUCCCUUGGUCUUUUCACUACACUUACUGCAGGCUUCGCCAUGAUUGGUCGAAUGGGGAAGGGGACUUCAUAUAAGCCAUCUAAACUGCCACCCAAGCCACUUGAGCUAUGGGCAUACGAGCCUUCUCCAUUUUGCAAAGUUGUACGUGAGGUACUUGUAGAACUAGAGCUACCCCACAUACUUCACAGUUGUGCUCGUGGUAGCCCCAAACGCCAAGUAUUAUACGAGAGAGUUGGUCAUUUCCAGGUCCCAUACUUAGAAGACCCAAAUACUGGAGUACAGAUGUUUGAAAGUGCAGAUAUUGUGGAAUAUAUAGAGGCAACUUACGCUCUUUAAGGAGAGAAUGCUUGCCAUGAGGCGCAAAAGUUUCUUCUCUUAUAAAUGAACAAAAGAUAAGUUUUUAUCAUGAGGAUAAAUAGAGAAAUAGCAAAGACGCUGUGGAGGAAAGUGAUGUUUCAUCAACAUCCUCAUCACAUCCGCGAUUUCAGUUGGUAAAAGUAAUUGGCUUUGACGUAUCCCAAAUCAUCGUCGUACGUUAUUUAUACAAUAUGUUAUUAUUCCAUGUUGUGUCAUUUGUAUUAACAGUUGACUUCAGUUAAAUAUUUGUUUUAGACCAUAGCUUGGUUAUAUAGGCGACUAACAUUGUAAAUAUGUACUCUCCGGAGCAAAUACUGGGAUUUACCAUGUAUGACUUGUAUAUUUAGUCUAAACCAAUUGUGAGCGCC
Lycium ferocissimum is the source of this 1424-nucleotide messenger RNA. RefSeq lists its product as uncharacterized. The coding region runs from base 37 to 1035 and encodes 332 amino acids. The transcript has 12 exons. Lineage: Eukaryota; Viridiplantae; Streptophyta; Magnoliopsida; Solanales; Solanaceae. The record is from RefSeq and is a predicted model, not a curated record. Gene Ontology annotation, cellular component: chloroplast.